ACAUGCCUGGUACAUACGCACACUAUUAUGCACGUCCUCUACUCACAGCACUCGUACAGUUGCCCAUUUCCCCAUCCGUGCAUAUGCACGGAUAGCAAAACAAGCCCCCUAUCAUCUUCGCGUCGCCACACCUUUCCCCUCCUCCAAUGUUCCCUAUUCCCCUUUCAACCUCCAAGACCCAAGAACCACCAAUACCAUUCCUUACCACCAGCGGCCACCGUAACCGCUAUCAACCAGACCACCACCCCCUUAUCCCCUUUCUUCUUCCUCUUCUCCCAUUUUUCUCUCUUCUUGCCCCCGUUCCUUCCUCCCUCUACCUCACCGCAACAACCGCAGGGUCACCACAACUACCAGACCAUCACUCCUUAUUCAUCACUCUCUUCGACCUUCCCUGAUCGCCAACCAUCACCGUCGGCCUCGACCCAGAACCCACCGCGCCGUCGACGAGCCACCGCGACCCUCUUCCCUCUUCUCCCCUUCACAGCACCGAACCAGCCUCCAGCCACACCAACCUCUUCUCAUCUCUCCGUGAACCCUAAUCCACAGCCCUCUUAUCAUUGUGGUCCUCACCUCCAGCCACUGAUGCCUUCUCAGAACUGCAACCAUCACAGACCCCAUUGUCACAUUUCCUCUUCUCCUUUGCCAUCGCCUCCGUCGAAACCCAGAGCAGCGGCGGCUAGCUUCCCCUCUUUCUACUCUCUCUCUCUCACUAGCGAACCACCACCGCGAACCACCCUAGUCCUCCACCAUCGACGAGCCAUGGCUACCCAAUCCUCUUCUCCUCUCUCCACGAAGCCCUAUCUCCUCUUCUCCGAACCACCAUCACGUAGCUUCACCUCAGCCGAGCCCACCCUGCUCUUCCUCCUCUUUGCGCUACCUUCCCCUUCGGCUUCAACAUCACAUCGCAACCUUCCCUUCCUCGCCGAACCUGUCUCAACCUCCAGUCUCAACCACCCCGCCCAGCCGCGUCAUCGCCAGCACCAUCAAGACCUACACCACCCAAUCCCCACUCACAACCACCCCCUUGUCUCUGUUUCCCCCUUCCACUGCCUGCGAGAGCGCGUACAGGGCACGACCCCUGUUUUCAUUUCAUUUCUUCUCCGUCACUGCCGCUGCGCUAGCGCCACCACCAGGCCACCACCCUUGGCCUGCCGAACUGCUGUAGUUGCAACCCUCCACACACGAGCUCCAACCCCCUUGCUCCAUCGCCUCUUUACUGCCUGGAACGGCCAGAACAGGGUGCAACCCUUGUGUCUUCCGACCCUCCAUCUUCCCCUAUUUCAUUGCUGCGUCUCAGCCUCUGUUCCGUCACUGCUGCUUCUGCCUGCACCACUGUUGGACCCGCCACCUCUGGGUCGGCAUCUCUCUACUUCCAUUUUCCCUUCCCUUGCUCCCUUGUCAAUUCUCUAUUUCUGUCUCUGCCCAGGUAAAUAUGGACUGAAAAAGUGAGGAAGGAAAGCAUGCAAAGUGGAAGAAUUCAAGAAAUGAAGGAUUUGGAAAGCUGCCAAUCUGUGACCUAUCUGUACUAAAUUGAUCAUAACUUGAGUUAUAGAGGUCCAAAUGAGGCGGUUUUAGCGGCAUUGGAAAGCUAACAUCCAGGGAUUCAAAAUGAUAUACAAUUUGUUAUAGUAGACAUGGAGUUUGGGUGUGCGUACGCACACACUUGUCUGUACGCACAAGAAGAAAAUCAGCAAGUGUGCGUUCGCACACACCUGUGCGUAUGCACAAGUCCUGGCACGUGACCUCAUUAAUUGCAACUCGUUGGCAGUGAUUUUUGGACUUUCAGAGACCAAUUCAACUCAUUUCUGAAACUAUUUCAAGCCAAAUUGAAGAGGGAUGAGGGGGGAGCAAUUAGGUUUAGGUUUUUACAUGUCUUAGCUUAUUUUUCUAGAGAGAGAAGCUCCCCCUUCUCUCUAGAGUUAGGAUUUUUAGCUUAAUUUUCUCUUUGAUUUCUCUCUUUGAUUCUUGUUUUAGUAUAGUUUCAUUUAUGUUUUCA
This is a messenger RNA of Arachis ipaensis, 1996 nucleotides long. RefSeq lists its product as uncharacterized. The record is from RefSeq and is a predicted model, not a curated record. NCBI's taxonomy places the organism in Eukaryota, Viridiplantae, Streptophyta, Magnoliopsida, Fabales, Fabaceae.